AUGCAUUUUGCUUUCAUAUCCAUCUUUGUGAUAUCUGUAAAUUUCGAGGCAUUGGAUGCUAUAACGAAUGGCAUCUGGGUACAAAGCGUCUCGGAAUUGCCUUUUGCUGCGCAUUUAGAGGUGUAUGUCGGAACCUCAAAACCUUCUGAUGUGAUAGUUCGAGUUGGCGAUAUCGAUCCAGCAUCCAAAAAUAUUCAAGCAAUCAGAGCCUCCUCCCUCCACGUUCACCCCGACUACCACUUCGAAGAAGAUUACGCGAUCAAUGGAAAAUACGAAUUUCCGGUGAACGAUAUUGCCCUCAUAAAGCUGUCCCGUCGUCUGGUUUUUUCGCGGAACAUUCGGCCCAUAGCAAUCGCCAACAAGAACGAGAACUUUCCAGAAGCAGGAGUUGACGCUCGGGUUAUUGGAUGGGGAGGGAAGAGUGGCUCCGAAGGUUCCGAGAAGCUCCUAUGUACGACCGUAGAGCUAUGGAGCUAUUGGCACUGCACACAGCAGUUCCCCGGAAAACUUUUGAAGUCAGCCAUUUGUGCCUUCAAAAAGGGCAACGGACCUUGUGAGGGAGAUUCCGGAAGCCCGCUUUUUCUGAACCACAAUGGGACUCGAAUCCAAAUCGGUGUUGUCUCCAGUGGCCUGGAAGAUGAAUGCACUAAUGAGAAGUAUGCUUCCUCCUACACCGAAGUGUCGAAAUUUUGCGCGUGGAUCGAGCUGACGGUUAAGGAGAAGAUUUGCCUUUACACU
Molecule: messenger RNA, 738 nt
Organism: Mesorhabditis spiculigera
Lineage: Eukaryota; Metazoa; Nematoda; Chromadorea; Rhabditida; Rhabditidae
Source: the annotation of a GenBank genome assembly